AUGGCGGAUUCCACCUCUCCUGCGAACAUCACGCCAGCUCAAUACCCCGAUCUCAACCCGUCGCAGCAAAAGUCGUCUGGCGGCGGCAUCCUCAGCAGUAAGUCAUCGUCUCAACCUCGACCCGCCAGCAUGUCCGCUUCCCCGCCUAACAAGGCCCUCGCAGACGCUUCACAGACCGCACAGCAGACGAUGGAGAACAUCAAGAACUCCCAGACGGUGCAGUCGGUUGCCAACGGGCCCCUCGCCGACAAGGCGCGCACCGAAGCCACAGCCACCAAGAACGAGUUCAGCAACCUCGCCGCCUCGCGUCAGACGCCCCAAACCCAGACGGCCAACGGCCAGGACCUGACCCAUUACCACUCCUUCUUCUACAACCUCUUGUCGUGGGAGAACCCGCGCGCCACCGCUAUCAGCUAUGCUAGCAUCGUUAUCCUCGUCUUCGCCACACGCUACCUUCCCAUCACCCGCUACACCAUGAAGGCGCUGUACAUGCUCCUGGGUCUGACAGCCGCCGCCGAGAUCAUUGGCAAGGUCGCCCUCGGCCAGGGCGUCGCCAGCAAGAUGCGGCCCAAGAAGUACUACACCAUCCCGCACGAGACGCUCGAGAGCGUGCUCGCCGACACGGAGGAGCUCAUCAACUUCUUCGUCAUUGAAUUCCAGCGCAUAGUCUUCGCCGAGAACGUGUAUGCCACUGGUGCUGCCUUCAUCUCUGCCUUUGUCACCUACUUCCUCGUCAAGAUCAUGCCCAAGUGGGGUCUAUUCCUCUUCUUCACCACCGUCGUCUACUUUGCUCCUCUCGCAUACAUCAGCAACAAGGAGUUCAUCGACGAGCACCUCAACAACGCCUCGACCAUUGUCUCCGAGCAGGCCAACCAGGUCCGUGACAUCGCCGGUCAGCACGCAAGCAAGGCAGUGGAGGCAAGCCGUAGCGCCAUCAAGGACUACAGCUCUCAGGCGUCGGAAUUGAUCGGCCAGGGCAAGAAGGCCGCAGUGGACAAGGGUAUUGUUAAGCCAGAGACCGCCGAGAAGGUUGCAUCGGCCACGGUGACCCCGGAGAAGGCAGUCAGCUCCUCUGACUUCCCUUCGGCACCAAAGGUUGAGCCGGUGAUUGAAUCUACCCAGGUCGAGCCCCUCAACCCUGAGCACCCUGUCACACGCGAUGCCGAGCCUCUCCUCGCCUAA
This is a messenger RNA of Ramularia collo-cygni, 1182 nucleotides long. RefSeq names its product related to cell wall protein cwl1. The coding region runs from base 1 to 1182 and encodes 393 amino acids. The transcript is spliced from 3 exons. The record is from RefSeq and is a predicted model, not a curated record. NCBI's taxonomy places the organism in Eukaryota, Fungi, Ascomycota, Dothideomycetes, Mycosphaerellales, Mycosphaerellaceae.